GUAGGCUGUGGGUCUUCCGUAUUUGGGGUGAAUUGUCUUAUAAAUCUUUCUUUAUAUUAUGUCAUUUUCGUUUGAUCCACACGGGCGUUAACAUCUUUGGGAGCAACAUGAGUAUUUCUUUAAUGCGCAAACAUCUGAACGAGAUGGGGAUCCUAAAGCUCAGACAGCCCACGGGUCGCAACUAUAUACCCAUGGCCGGUCCUCCUCGAUUUCCGAUGAGUUCUGCACAGCGUUUGAUCAUUGGAUGCGGUUCCUUGGUCGUCAUGAUGAUCAUUCCCUUCUACUGCCUCUUCAGUCUUCCUCGAUGGUCGAGGAUGCAUUUGGGAUUGCCGCCUGCAGAGGAAGAGCAGGCAGAGGAACCUACACCCCAAGAGGCCCACGAUGAAAAGGACCAGGACAAGGACAAAAAGGAAGAGAAGAAGAAAUAGAUCCCAAACCUUAAGACACGCUUUCUUUUAAACGGUGACUUCUGAUUAACACUUUUCUGGGGCCUCCAUAAGAAAACUUUGCAACUGCGUGGAGCUAUUUAUCAACAUCACAGCAUAUUAAAAUUGCCAGAUUGAUCGUUAAAACAAA
This is a messenger RNA of Drosophila yakuba, 576 nucleotides long. RefSeq lists its product as uncharacterized. Lineage: Eukaryota; Metazoa; Arthropoda; Insecta; Diptera; Drosophilidae. The record is from RefSeq and is a predicted model, not a curated record. The transcript is spliced from 2 exons. The coding region runs from base 108 to 428 and encodes 106 amino acids.